AUGCUCUCAACCUUAUGGAACAAGGAGUCUAUCUAUGCGGAUAAUGCUGAAAAGUUCUCAAAUUCUCAGGCAUUAGGUGGUCAUCAGAAUGCACAUAAGAAGGAACGGCAAAGAGCAAAGCGGACCCACUACGAUCAUCAUCGACGGUUAGGAGUUACUGUUCCGAUAAUCAAUCCACACGCUUCUCGUUUAGGGCCGCUCAUUAGUCCAGGCGCACCUACAAGUGCAUAUGGUGCAAGGUUCCAUGCACCAGGUGAUAACUUUGUACAUGUACCUCCUCAAGUUUUAUCAGGAGUACCCAUGAGAUACCCUGGUGGUGGUGGUGGUGGAUUUCAUAUUGAACGCCCGCGCCAGGCAGCCCUUGAUGGAAUUCGGGAUAAUCGAGGAACUUCUAAAUCAGCAAGCUUGACAGAUAUAUGUGAUGGUGUGGAUGUUGAUCUCCAUCUUUGA
Messenger RNA from Olea europaea var. sylvestris, 450 nucleotides. Its product is annotated as zinc finger protein 6-like. Gene Ontology annotation, cellular component: nucleus. Lineage: Eukaryota; Viridiplantae; Streptophyta; Magnoliopsida; Lamiales; Oleaceae. Gene Ontology annotation, molecular function: DNA-binding transcription factor activity; transcription cis-regulatory region binding. The record is from RefSeq and is a predicted model, not a curated record. The transcript is spliced from 2 exons. Gene Ontology annotation, biological process: cytokinin-activated signaling pathway; gibberellic acid mediated signaling pathway; trichome morphogenesis. The coding region runs from base 1 to 450 and encodes 149 amino acids.